Pipra filicauda (Wire-tailed manakin) is the source of this 1998-nucleotide messenger RNA. RefSeq names its product probable acyl-CoA dehydrogenase 6. The coding region runs from base 36 to 1262 and encodes 408 amino acids. Gene Ontology annotation, molecular function: flavin adenine dinucleotide binding; acyl-CoA dehydrogenase activity. The record is from RefSeq and is a predicted model, not a curated record. The transcript is spliced from 9 exons. NCBI's taxonomy places the organism in Eukaryota, Metazoa, Chordata, Aves, Passeriformes, Pipridae. Gene Ontology annotation, biological process: fatty acid beta-oxidation using acyl-CoA dehydrogenase.
GCCUUGCCUUUGGAGCGGGACCGGGCGCGGCGGCCAUGGCGCUGCGGGGCGGCGGGCGCUGGGCGCGCCUGGGCUCGGCCCUGCGCGGCCGCAGCUCGGGGCCAAGGGACGGCGGUGACACCCCGCAGCACCGCGACCUGCGGGCGGCCCUCAGAAAGAUUAUCGAUAAGGAGAUUAAUCCCUUUGUGGACAAGUGGGAAGAAGAAGGACAGUUCCCAGCACAUAAAGUGUUUAAAACCCUGGGACAGGCUGGAUUCCUUGGUGUGGAUAAGCCAACAGAAUAUGGUGGCAUGGGCUUGGACUUCUCCUAUAAUAUUGCAGUGGCAGAAGAACUGGGAAAUAUCCGCUGUGGAGGUAUUCCUAUGGCUAUUGGAGUGCAAGCUGGCAUGGCUACUCCUGCUCUUACAAGGUUUGGUUCUGAUGAGUUGAAAAAACAGUUCCUUGCACCAACUAUAGCUGGUGAUUUUGUGGCUUGCUUGGGAAUCAGUGAACCUGGAGCUGGAUCUGAUGUUGCAAAUAUCAAGACAACAGCUGUGAGAAAAGGUGAUGAAUAUGUCAUAAAUGGCGGUAAGAUGUGGAUUACGUCUGGGAGCCAAGCAGACUGGAUGUGCCUGCUGGCAAACACCAGUGAAGGACCUCCCCAUCGAAAUAAAUCUCUCAUAUGUCUGCCAAUGAAUCUACCUGGCAUUCAUGUUGCUAAAAAGAUAGACAAACUGGGCAUGAGAUCAUCGGAUACAGCUCAGAUCUUUUUUGAAGAUGUAAAGGUCCCCAGCAAAAACCUCAUUGGUGAGGAAGGAAAGGGUUUUACAUAUCAGAUGUUGCAAUUCCAAGAAGAGCGGCUGUGGGGAGUAGCCACUGUCCUGACACCACUGGAAACUAUAAUACAAGAAACUAUUGACUACACCCGCCAGCGGAAGGUGUUUGACCAGUCUGUCCUGCACAACCAAACCGUGCACUUCCGCCUGGCCGAGCUGGCAACCGAAGUGGAGCUCCUUCGCUCGCUGCUGCACCGUGCUGUUGCUCUGUAUGUAGAAGGAAAUGACGUGACAAAAUACGCUUCCAUGGCUAAGCUAAAGGCAGGACGUCUGGCCCGUGAAGUGACUGACAGCUGUCUCCAGUUUUGGGGAGGAAUGGGAUUCACCAGUGAAGUUCUGGUGAGCAGGUUUUACAGAGACUUGAGAUUGAUGUCAAUAGGAGGUGGGACAGAUGAAACCAUGCUUUCCAUCAUAUGCAAAUACAUGGAAAUACUUCCAAGCAAGUGAAACAGCUCCACUCUUUCUGGAAAAUUAGGACAGCAAGAGCAUGGCUUGUGCUGCACACUGAAGGUAAACAGCCAGUACAUUUUGAGUAGAAAACUUAAUGGUAAUUUUGUCAUCAAAAUGCACAUCCAGGUCUUUCAGCAUUACCAUUCUAUGUGUUCUCCAGUGUCAAAAUUCUGUUGAUAUAGAGCAGCCUGAGAGAAUGUAGCCUCCUGCAAGGUAUUUUUCCAUUUUUUCAGUAGGUUACUGAACUUUUUCAAGGAUCCAUGCUAAGCACACAGAAAAAAUGUGUUCUUUAAUCAAGCUUUAUCUACAUUUUAGAGCAUCUAUGCCACCAAUUAAGAAACAGAACUUCUAUAUGGAUACGGCUACAAUUUCAUUAGUAGUUUAAUCUAAUUUCAGCGUAGCUUUGCUUUUAAGACCCAUAAUUAAGGCACAAAUGAUUCUGUGCCAUGUCCAAAUACUAGAACAGUGCCUUUGCUCUCAAUUACAGGUACCUUCCCUAUCUUUCACUUUUAGCAAGCAAUCAUGACAAUGAGCUGUGUCAUCUUUGCCAAGUUCACAUCAACUCUGUCCUGGAUGUUUGGUGAUGAGAGUAGUGGUUGAUUUUUAUUUGCAGAAUUCCAUAAACAACUCUUUAAUUGUAUCUGAAGAUUUUGGAGGCCUGAACUUCAGCAGCAAAGUACCAUGUUUUGUGCGUAAUUAUUAAAGACAAAUAUUAAACGUGUUAAUAUGAAAA